Messenger RNA from Pecten maximus, 2352 nucleotides. Its product is annotated as probable sulfoacetate--CoA ligase. Bases 128 to 1765 code for a protein of 545 amino acids. NCBI's taxonomy places the organism in Eukaryota, Metazoa, Mollusca, Bivalvia, Pectinida, Pectinidae. The transcript is spliced from 2 exons. The record is from RefSeq and is a predicted model, not a curated record.
CGAUCACCUGGUUCAGGGCGGUGUCAAAUCUUCUGCGUCAAUCGUUAGUCGUAUAUAGGUAGCUGUAUCUGGAGGACGUGACGAGUCUGGCGGCUAACAAUACGCUCCUCGAUCGGAAAAAUUGAGUAUGUCCAACUUCAGUUACAUCUCAACUCCCAACCCGAAUCAACAACAGUACAAGUCCAUCGUAGAUGUUCUCAAAGAGAGAACUAAGUCUACUCCAGAUAAAGAAAUAUGCAUACACAGGUUACCUGAAGGGGGAAGGAAAACUCUCACUUAUGACGAACUGACGCGGAAAUCUACAAAACUUGCUAAGUAUCUGGUAUCUAAAGGGAUAUCAGUCGGAGACAGCGUUGCUAUUAUGGGAUCAAAUACUCUGGAAUGGAUCGUUGGUGAGUUCGCCAUUUUUAUGGCUGGUGCCGUGGCUGUCCAGUGUCAGGGAACCUGUGCAGAAUUCAAGGAAACUUUGAGUCUAUUGAAAGCUUCCAAAUGCAGAGCUGUUCUGCUCGAUCCACAGCCUGAUCCUGUUUACCAGUCGGAGAUGGUUCAAUUCUUCCAGGGAAAGGAAAUGCAAAUCCAAGGUAGAGAAAAUCCGAUGGUUGUACUACUUGGAAAGCCUGCUGGUGUUGAUUUACCUUAUAUUGGCGAUAUACUCUCCUCAGAGGAAGACCCUACUGUGACAAUGCCUAGAAUAGAACCGGAAAGUUCAGCUCUUAUUUUCACGACUUCUGGGUCGUCUGGUGUUCCAAAAAUGGUUGAAUUUACGCAUAUGGCAAUAACAAAUUCGCCAAUGUCAAUUUUUUUCUCUACAGAGAAUGAUAUCGUUUUCUCAGAUAGACCAUUUUCUUGGUUAGGGGGAACUCCAAUCUACAGCAUUGUAGGAGGAUUUCCUCGAAUUUUCACAGAUCCAAAAAUUGUUCUGAAAGAGGAGAAAAUUCAAAAUGUUUGGGAAAUCCUGAAGAUGGAAAGGUGUACUAUUGCAACUCUUUUCCCGUACGCUCUGAAAGAUCUUCUUGACAAUGAAAAGGAGGUCCUGAUGACGGAAUACAAACCUAUUUCGAUUGCCACUGGUGGCCAAAUACCUGGAAGUCACCUGAAUGCAAUUUCUGGAAAAUUUUGCGAAAAUAUAUACAGUGUCUAUGGAAUGACAGAAACAGGUAUCGCAACAAAGGUAUUCCUGACAGCGGAUACAGAAGUAGGGCACGUUGGAGAAAUGUUACCUGGAUAUGAAGCCAAAAUUAUUGGAGAUGACGGCAAAACUUUGAACUGUGGUAACAUUGGUGAAAUUGUCUUACGAUCUCCGUGGAUGUUGAAAGGAUAUAGGGACUCUGCAGAAUUAACCAAGGAUUCCUUCACUGAAGGAGGUUGGUUCCGCACUGGUGAUAUUGGAGUACUCACUGAAGACGGAAAGUUGUUUGUUAAAGGAAAGGCAGCAGAUGUUAUAAAAAGAGGAACAAAAAAGAUUCUGAUCAGCGCUGUGGAGAUGGCAAUUAGUAAUUUCCCCGGAAUAAAAGAGGUUGUCGUGGUAGCAGUACCGGAUGUACGUCUUCUGGAAGAUGUCUGCGCAUGUGUUAUCUUGGAGGAUGACGCCAAUAUUACAGAUCAGGAGUUACAAAAAAUGUGUCGUGAUAAGCUUGGAGAUAAUGUUUUGGGAGACUCCCCAACGUUUUUUCUGAUGUUCCAAACAUUCCCUCGUCUAAACAACGGAAAAAUGAAUAGAAUUAGUGUAAAACAACGAGCCAUGGAAAUGCUGAGCCUCUGCUGAAAAUAUACAAACUGUUUCAGUUUUCAUGGAUGUGACGUCAUUCCAUGAAUUGCUUAUCGAUGCCUUAAGCACGUGGUGCAGAAAUCCAUUUAUUUUUUACAUUGUACAAUAUUUACAUUUGGCACCACAGUCUCCCAUUGCCUCAGUGUUAAUCUAGGCUGCACCUAUGAGCGUAUAAGGGCAUUCAAGAUCAUAAUAAGAUGAUUGUUAUGUCAUUUUGAUCAACAUCAUGGAAAUGUUUAUCAUUGUCUAAUCGUUUGCGAUUCAAUCAUAGAAAGGAAGUUGAUUUUAAAAUGCUAAUCUUUCAAACCAAUACACAAGGACAUAUAUGAAAAUAAAGAAUGUAUUUAUUCAAGAUAGGUAGAGUUUAAUAUAAGUAAAUGUAAAUAUAACUACUCAGUAUUUAACGCUUGUUGUGUUUAUUGUCAAUAUAGGACGCCAUGAAAAAAUACAAUCUAACAAGCGUGUAAUUGUUAAAUAUAAGCAUUUAUACAAAGAAUACUAAAUCAAAUUAGAUAAACGGAAAGGCACCAGUGACUUAAUUGUUUUUUGCAUAAAUAAAUCUUAUACAUGUAAGUCUGUUUAAC